AUGAGUCUGACAAUGGAAUGGGAUGAACCCGAGACGGAGGUGGUACCACUGGACUUGACCAUGAAGAAGGAGGAGAACUAUGCCAUCUCAGAUUUGGAGGCGGAAAUCGAUGUACCAGGGAAAUUGACGGAGGGCACGCCAUUUCCGAAGUCAAGCUCUGAGAACGACGUUCAAUCAACGCCACUGGACUUGAGCACCAGAAGAUCACCUUUGCAGCCACCGCCGCCGCCAUCACCGACGUCCGAGAACGUUGCUCAAAGUGCCACAGUGGUGGUACUGUCGCAAAUGGUGCAGGUCGGAUCGUCUCAGCCAUUGAAGCCGCAGCCGCCAAUGAUGGCCACGGAACACUUGGCACCACUGCAUGGAAUGUGCUCCGACGCUUCCGCUUCCUGGCACAAGGUCUCGUCGCCCGUAGCCGUCCCUGAGUACAGCACGUCUUCACCUGUUCUUCCAACGUCCACGGCCAAUCAGUUUCACCGAAACAACCAAAUGAAAGAGGCGCAACAUCUGCACAUGCAAUUCGAGCAACUGCAGCAUCAUCUCAAACUUCAGAACCAGCUCCAGUUGCAGCUCUAUCAUCUCUGCGACGAGCAGGAAAAGCUAAAGCUGCAGGUCGGUGGUGUCCCGCUGAACCCUACGUCACCGCCGUCCUCGUCCGUGUCCAACCACUUUCCGAGUCCAACCGCUGACGAUCAUCACCAGCAGCAGCAACAUCAGCAGGAUUUAGACCCAGACCACCACCCCCACAUCGAGGUGUGCGAGACGGACGACGUGGACGUCGUGAACCCCGAAGAGGUGGCAGCCAUAUACAGACAGUCAGAAUUCUUGUCUCUCCGCCAACGGUACAUGGAGAGCUUGAGGCCGCCGAGGAAUAGCCAUAAAAUGAGACGGUCCAGCAACAACAACAACAACAACAACAACAACAAAAACGACGACAGUCGCGGGUUGACGGCCGGGCAGCAGCAUAAUGACCAGACAUCCGUCAUGAAGCGGAAGAGGAAAAAUGAGGCGGCAAGACGGUCGUGGUACGCCAAGCGGCAGAAGUACCACGAGAACCAGGUCAGGGUCAUGUACCUGAAAAAGAAGGUUAGCGAGAUGAAGGAAAUCAAGAGCCGGCUGCUAAAGGAAUACGGUAAUAUACUUGCCGAGUAG
This is a messenger RNA of Macrosiphum euphorbiae (potato aphid), 1152 nucleotides long. Lineage: Eukaryota; Metazoa; Arthropoda; Insecta; Hemiptera; Aphididae. The record is from the annotation of a GenBank genome assembly.